This is a messenger RNA of Ylistrum balloti, 1982 nucleotides long. Its product is annotated as nucleoporin Nup37-like. The transcript is spliced from 7 exons. NCBI's taxonomy places the organism in Eukaryota, Metazoa, Mollusca, Bivalvia, Pectinida, Pectinidae. Gene Ontology annotation, molecular function: protein binding. The coding region runs from base 1 to 978 and encodes 325 amino acids. Gene Ontology annotation, cellular component: nuclear pore outer ring. The record is from RefSeq and is a predicted model, not a curated record.
AUGUCAGAAAAUUCUGCCAGUUUUACUAUACCGUGUCAUGACAUUGUUAGUGUCGUAGAAUUCGUUCCGUUUGAGUGGUGCACAAACUUGUUGGCUGUUGGUACAAAUUCAAGAGUUACCAUUUACCGGGUUGACCUCAGGGACGAGUCUGAGGAUGAAAAACCAUUUGAAUUUAAACAAGUGCGUGACUUUCAAAAUGGAUGCAGAGUGACGGCUAUAUCAUGGAGCCCUGAAACUUCAUAUGAAUCUCGAGAAGUUGCAGACUGCUUGAGAUUUGCUGUAGCUGGGUCCAACAACAGAAUACAACUUUUUGAGUCAGAUUUACGAGAGAAAGAUGCAGUGGAGUUGUUGGAAGGCCAUACUGACUUUAUCAACUCUGUGGCUUACAACCCCCAGAGCGGGGAGACCCUGGCCUCAACAGGGGAUGACUUGACUUGUAAGCUAUGGGUAGGAGAUGAACUCAAUGCCAGUUUUCAGCUUGGUGCUCCAGGAAUGUCUGUGUGUAUCCACGAAAAAGAGCCAGGCAAGGUGAUGGUGGCACAAAAAGACGGCAUUAUCAAAAUAUUUAGUAUGGACCUACAGCUUCAGAUCAUGUCUUUAGACUGUUGCCAAUCUCCACUGAUGGGUGCUGACUGGAGUAGACUUGAUGAUGAUGUCAUCGCUGCAGUGGCUGGUACAGAAUGGCUCAUAUUUCACCUAUCAAGAUCUAGUCAGCCACAGGAGAGGCGCCAAGCUCACCCUGAAGGGGCACGGGACAUUCGUUGGGCAAAGUCAACACCUAUACUGCUAGCUACCACAGGACGGCCAGGACGACAGAUCAAAGUGUUCAGCACAAGACACCAUCAGGUUCCCUUGAGUACAAGCCAACAGGUGGCCUAUGGAAUGAGUUGGCACUAUACCCACCCACUGCUGGCUGUGGGCGGAGAUCAACAAGUGAAAGUUUACCAUAUAGAGCCAAACAGGGCGCAAUUGGGAUGAAAAAAGUCUUUACAGCUUGCUACUGCACUGUUCAGAAACUAAAACACUGGGUGACCAUGAACCAGAUAAUUCAAAGUUAGAUUUGGUGUUUUUAGCGACUGAAGAUGUUGACUUUUACAACACUCUUAGGCUGGGUGCUCAUUCCUAGAUGGACCAAUUUGACCAUGCAUACUAGGAUGAAUACAUGUGGAUUUUGAGAAAGUACUGGAAGUGUAAUAUUCACAAAUUACUUGAUGUUAAACUGUAAUUGAUUAGGACCAUAGAAAGUCAUGAAGGUACAUUUUGUAACUGAAUGGAAAUGGUUUUCUUUUUCUCAGAAGGUAGAAAAACAGUAUCUCACUGUAAUAUAUGAUGAACAUGCUUUGAUUUGUAGUACAUUUUUUAGUUGGAAUAUUGUGUGACAUUGUCAGUGCUAUUUAUCAGCACUUGCAACAGGCAUUCAUCAGUAAUGAUGCAACAUAUUGCUUUAUGCAUGUUUCCACAUACAAAUAAACCAUGCUGAAGAAAAAAGCUACAGCUAAGGAGUGGGUUGUGCUCUACCAAUGGGCCAACAUAGCUCAAUCAGGAAAGCAUGUUAAUUAAACCUUGUAUGAAGUUCUAAGGUUUAGGGAUCGAUGCCUACCCUUGACAGUUUUUUCAUUUACCAGGAAGCUAAGAUCAGGAUCUGUUUUUGUCUUCUUGCGAUGUGUCUUUAGCAAGGAUAAUGUUCUCCAGUUGGUCAGAAUAGCAUGGUGGGGGCAUCCCGCGUGAUAUUUAAAGCUUCUACAUAGAAAUACUGCCUCAAAUGACACUUGUGAUGCACAUGGCAAUAACCCCAGUGACCAGCUGAAAAAUUGUCCUUCCCAUUUUUUCACUAACAUGACUGAAGUAUAAAGUAAUAUCACAGUGACUUUAAUUGUGUUGGAGCUAGUUUGUAUGUACUUUUCUUAUGCUUAUUGUUCUGUGUUCCUGUGGUAAUAUUGAUACAUAUAUAAUGGAUAAUAAAUGAUGGUGUUUUCUAUGUC